Molecule: messenger RNA, 765 nt
Organism: Closterium sp. Yama58-4
Lineage: Eukaryota; Viridiplantae; Streptophyta; Zygnematophyceae; Desmidiales; Closteriaceae
Source: the annotation of a GenBank genome assembly
AUGAAGCAGCACCCCUGUGCUCUCUCUUCUUCCACUGACAGCACUGAAUCGAAGGCCUCCACUAGUGACGAAACAGCAGCCACUGUACAGAGUCCUGGGGCUGCCACUAACGGGGCUGCUCUUAAAGGGUUUGGUGCUGCAACAGGUUUGGGCAGAGGGAGGAACAGCAGGGUCUCCAAUUCUAGUCCCUCCAAGCCUUUCAAAUCAGGCUCGGUAAGAGACUCUUCUGACAGUGAGUCUCUAGCUGGUGCUUCCCCUGCAAAGGCUGGAAGCAAGGGUUGGGGUGGUGCUGGGGCGCAGAGCGGGGAUGCGAGGCCGACGUACUCGCGAUGUGUGGUGGUGAACGGGGAGCCAAUCAGUGAUGACCGCGUGGCAGCUGCAGAGCAACGUGCGGGGCCGAUCCAGCCCGGGAACUACUGGUACGACCAAGUGUCAGGUUUCUGGGGCCAGAUGGGAGGGCCUUGCCUUGGGAUGAUCCCGCCUGCUAUCGACCUGGGGCCUGCCCUCCCAAGGAACUGCUCGGGUGGCGACACCAAGGUGUAUGUGAAUGCGAGGGAGCUUCACCGCAAGGACCUGGACAGGCUCGUGAAGAGAGGCCUACCGCUGACAGACAACAUGGCGUAUCGAGUGGAGGCGAAUGGGAACGUGUUUGACGGUCUCAGUGGCGAGUUCCUGGUCAACCUUGGGAAGCUCGCGCCAUCUCUUGACAAUCGGAAGCGAGGACCUGGAAUGAGGAUUCCAGACCAGAUGCCACCAAGUAAAUAG